Molecule: messenger RNA, 516 nt
Organism: Dovyalis caffra
Lineage: Eukaryota; Viridiplantae; Streptophyta; Magnoliopsida; Malpighiales; Salicaceae
Source: the annotation of a GenBank genome assembly
AUGGGAGGGCGUGCGCUAGUGGGCUGGAGCGUUCGCGAGGGUGCACACGCGAGGAGUGAGCCCGGCAAAGAAUUUGUUGCACGCAAGAGAAAGGCUUGCGCAGAGGGGUCGUGUGGGGUGCUUAUGCUUGGGCGAGAGCGAGUCGGUGCCGCGAUAGCGACAGUCGUGUGUGGCAUGGAGAGAGGGGCUAGGGCCAUGGUCGGUGGAGACAUGAGUGGUGGUCUAGCGUCGACGAGUUAUGGCAAGGGCGAGUCUGCGUGUUUGGUGUGGUUGUUUUAUGAGAAAGCUUUAGAUGCAUUUGGCAAGAUGCAAAAUGAGGGUUAUAAGGUCGAUGAAGUCACGAUUGUUAGGGUUUUAUCUAGUUGUGCUCGGUCGAGUCUAUUGCAUGUUGGUAAAGAUGUCCAUAAGAUGAUAUAUGCAAAAGAGAUAAAGCUCAACAAGUUUGUUAUGAAUGCAUUAGUGGAUAUGUAUGCAAAAUGUGGGGAUUUAAGUGAUGAACGAUUGAUCUUUGAAUAG